CAAAACAGAAACCAUUUGUAAACCGGGAAGGGUGGGAAGCCACAAAGCCUCAACAAACCUACCCUAAUUGUUUGACCCACCCUUCACUCUUUUCCCCCAGUUUUUUGUUAUAAAACUAAACAAUCUUUCAAUACACAGGUUCUGUCUUCAUCAAGGAACAGCAAAUCUCAUUCUACCUCUUCUCUUCUCGUUGGGUUGUCCUAUGGACUAACAGGAAGCCUGAAGGAAUAGGCUUCCUUGUUGCUAACUAAGAAGAGAGGAGAAAGAGAGCUCUCUUUCUUUCUUUCUUCUUUGGUGGGAUUUUUGCCUUUCUGUUUUCAUUUUCAGCCAUGGCUGAAAUCUUGGAGCAGAUAAAAAAUGAGACUGUUGAUCUUGAGAGAAUCCCUGUUGAGGAGGUAUUUGAGCAGUUGAAAUGUACAAGGGAGGGAUUGACAGAAGAUGAAGGGAGCAAGAGGAUCCAAAUCUUUGGACCCAACAAGCUUGAGGAGAAAAAGGAGAGUAAAUUUCUCAAGUUUUUGGGUUUUAUGUGGAAUCCUCUGUCAUGGGUCAUGGAGUGUGCUGCUAUCAUGGCCAUUGUUUUGGCCAAUGGAGGAGGGAAACCCCCGGACUGGCAGGACUUUGUUGGUAUUGUCGUGUUGCUUAUCAUUAACUCCACCAUCAGCUUCAUUGAAGAAAACAAUGCAGGCAAUGCUGCAGCUGCUUUGAUGGCUGGUCUUGCCCCCAAAACCAAGGUAUUGAGGGAUGGAAAAUGGAGAGAGCAAGAAGCAGCAAUUUUGGUCCCAGGAGAUGUUAUUAGCAUCAAGUUGGGAGAUAUCAUCCCUGCUGAUGCUCGUCUAUUGGAAGGAGAUCCUCUCAAGAUCGAUCAAUCUGCGCUCACUGGUGAGUCUCUUCCUGUCACAAAGAACCCAGGAGAUGGGAUUUUCUCCGGCUCCACCUGCAAGCAAGGUGAGAUUGAGGCUGUUGUUAUCGCUACUGGUGUUCAUACCUUCUUCGGUAAGGCAGCUCACCUCGUUGACAGCACUAACAAUGUUGGCCACUUCCAAAAGGUGUUGACAGCGAUUGGAAACUUCUGCAUCUGCUCAAUUGGUGUGGGAAUGCUUAUCGAGAUUAUUGUUAUGUACCCAAUUCAGCAAAGGAGAUACAGAGAUGGUAUUGACAACCUUUUGGUGCUUCUCAUUGGUGGUAUUCCAAUUGCCAUGCCCACAGUUUUGUCUGUGACUAUGGCUAUUGGGUCUCACCGCCUUUCAGAGCAAGGUGCCAUCACCAAGAGGAUGACAGCCAUUGAAGAAAUGGCAGGUAUGGAUGUCCUCUGCAGUGACAAGACCGGAACUCUCACCCUCAACAAGCUCACUGUUGACAACACCCUCAUUGAGGUUUUUGCCAAGGAUAUGGACAAGGAUACCGUUCUAUUGCUUGCAGCCAGGGCAUCCAGGGUUGAAAACCAAGAUGCCAUUGAUGCUUCGAUUGUUGGGAUGUUGGGAGAUCCCAAGGAGGCCAGAGCAGGAAUCACUGAGGUUCAUUUCUUUCCCUUCAACCCUGUUGACAAGCGCACUGCAAUCACUUAUUAUGACAGCAAUGGAAACUGGCACAGAGUCAGCAAGGGUGCUCCUGAGCAGAUUAUCGAUCUUUGCGACCUCAAGGGAGAGUCAAGGAAGAAGGCUCAUGAAAUCAUUGAUAACUUUGCCAACCGUGGCCUUCGAUCUUUGGGAGUUUCCCGUCAGACAAUCCCUGAGAAAAACAAGGACAGUGCCGGAGGACCAUGGGAGUUUGUGGGUCUCUUGCCUCUCUUUGACCCUCCAAGGCAUGACAGUGCGGAGACUAUCCGCCGAGCGCUUGACCUUGGCGUCAAUGUGAAGAUGAUCACUGGUGAUCAGCUUGCCAUUGGUAAAGAGACUGGCCGUAGGCUUGGCAUGGGCACCAACAUGUAUCCCUCUUCUUCGCUUCUCGGUAAGGAUGAGUCCAUUGCCUCCAUCCCAAUCGAUGAGCUCAUUGAGAAGGCCGAUGGAUUUGCUGGAGUAUUCCCAGAGCACAAAUAUGAGAUUGUGAAGAGGCUUCAAGAGAGGAAGCAUAUUUGUGGUAUGACCGGAGAUGGUGUGAAUGAUGCACCAGCACUGAAAAAGGCAGACAUUGGUAUUGCAGUGGCAGAUGCAACUGAUGCAGCUAGGGGUGCUUCAGACAUUGUCUUGACAGAGCCGGGAUUGAGUGUGAUCGUUAGCGCUGUGUUGACAAGCAGAGCCAUCUUCCAGAGGAUGAAGAAUUACACAAUCUAUGCUGUUUCCAUCACAAUCCGUAUUGUGUUGGGAUUCAUGCUCGUCGCUCUUCUCUGGAAGUUUGACUUCUCACCAUUCAUGGUCCUCAUCAUUGCCAUCCUCAAUGAUGGUACCAUCAUGACCAUCUCAAAGGACAGAGUGAAGCCAUCUCCAAUUCCUGAUUCAUGGAAGCUCAAGGAAAUCUUUGCCACUGGCAUUGUCCUUGGAACCUACAUGGCUCUCAUCACCGUGCUUUUCUUCUAUCUUGUUCAUGACACCGACUUCUUCACUGAUAAAUUCGGUGUAAGGCCAAUCAAGGAUAACGCAGAUGAGCUUACAGCUGCUCUCUACCUUCAAGUGAGCAUCAUCAGUCAAGCACUCAUCUUUGUUACCAGGUCAAGGAGCUGGUCUUUUGUCGAACGCCCAGGUUUCUUGCUCCUCGGUGCCUUCAUCGCAGCACAGCUGGUGGCUACUGUAAUUGCUGUGUAUGCAAGCUGGGGAUUCGCUAGGAUCCAAGGCAUCGGCUGGGGAUGGGCAGCGAUCAUCUGGGUUUUCAGCAUUAUCACAUACAUGCCACUUGAUGUUCUCAAGUUCAUCAUUCGCUACGCGCUGAAUGGCAGGGCAUGGGAUAACCUGCUCCAGAGCAAGACUGCUUUCACAACCAAGAAAGACUAUGGAAAGGGAGAGAGGGAGGCUCAAUGGGCCUUGGCUCAGCGCACGCUUCACGGCCUCCAGCCACCGGAAACCUUGUUUAAUGACAAGACCAGUUAUGGGGAGUUGUCUGAGCUUGCUGACCAGGCCAAGAGACGUGCAGAAGUAGCCAGGCUCAGGGAGCUUCACACAUUGAAGGGGCAUGUUGAGUCAGUGGUGAAGCUAAAGGGAUUGGACAUUGAGACCAUACAACAACAUUACACAGUCUAAAUUCUGAAAGGACAUUCCCAGCGAUGAAACAAAGAGUUGAUCAAGCAAAAAUCACCAUAGGCAGCCAAGAUGGAAAUGGAGAUUACAAAAUAUAUAUAUACAAAAGUAGAAAAAAGAAAAAGAACAAAAAUAUGAAUGAUCUAAUUAAUUUC
Messenger RNA from Tripterygium wilfordii, 3322 nucleotides. RefSeq names its product ATPase 8, plasma membrane-type-like. Lineage: Eukaryota; Viridiplantae; Streptophyta; Magnoliopsida; Celastrales; Celastraceae. Gene Ontology annotation, cellular component: plasma membrane. The record is from RefSeq and is a predicted model, not a curated record. Bases 330 to 3170 code for a protein of 946 amino acids. Gene Ontology annotation, biological process: proton export across plasma membrane; regulation of intracellular pH. Gene Ontology annotation, molecular function: ATP binding; ATP hydrolysis activity; P-type proton-exporting transporter activity. The transcript is spliced from 13 exons.